AUGACAUCUGUCAUGGCUUCACGCUUUGUGUCAACAAGCUCCAAUGUCCACUCUUCUGGGGCAGCUUUGAUGGAUUCCAAAACAAAUUUGGCCCAAGUGGGGCUCAGAAAUCAAAUUGUAACCCAUCACGGGUUAAGAGCAGUAAACAAGGUGGACAUGGCGGUGCUAUCUGGAAUCAAGUCAAAGGGGAGUAGGAGCGCUCUCAAGGCAGUGACUCUCAAGCCUUCUGGUACCACAAUUUUUUGUGGAAAAGGUUCACAACUGAUCUAUGUUGCAAUAGAACAAGGUCCAUGGAGCAAAACCGGAGGGCUUGGUGACGUUAUGGGAGGAUUGCCUCCAGCUAUGGCUGCCCUUGGACACCGUGUCAUGACCAUUGUACCACGCCAUGACCAGUACAAAGAUGCUUGGGACACUUGUGUGCUUGCUCAGGUCAAAGUUGGAGACAGAGUUGAGACAGUUCGCUACUUCCACUGCUACAAGCGUGGAGUUGAUCGCGUUUUUGUGGAUCACCCCUUCUUUCUUGAGAAGGUUUGGGGUAAAACUGGAUCCAAGAUCUACGGUCCCAAGGCUGGUGAUGAUUAUGAGGACAACCAACUUAGAUUCAGCUUAUUCUGCCAAGCAGCAUUGGAAGCACCGCGGAUUUUGAACUUAAACAACAGCAAGUAUUUCUCAGGACCUUAUGGGGAGGAUGUCAUCUUCAUUGCCAACGACUGGCACUGCGCCCUUCUACCGUGCUAUCUUAAGUCCAUGUACCAAUCUAGAGGGAUAUACAUGAAUGCCAAAGUGGUUUUCUGCAUCCACAACAUUGCUUAUCAGGGCAGAUUUGCGUUUGCAGACUUCCCUCUACUAAACCUGCCUGAUAAAUUCAGGAGUUCUUUUGAUUUCAUGGAUGGCUAUGAUAAGCCUGUGAAGGGAAGGAAAAUUAACUGGAUGAAAGCUGGAAUCUUGGAGUCAGAUAGGGUAUUAACUGUGAGUCCGUACUAUGCAAAAGAACUCCUUUCCGGCGUUGAAAAAGGUGUAGAACUGCAUUCUUUCCUCCGCAUCCCCGGUGUAACUGGAAUAAUCAAUGGCAUGGACACCCAAGAGUGGAACCCAGCCACUGAUAAGUACCUAGGUGGCAUCAAUUUUGACAUUACGACUGCUGAGUAUGCUAAGCCCCUCCUGAAGGAAGCUCUGCAAGCAGCAGUUGGGUUGCCAGUUGACAGAAGUAUUCCUCUGAUUGGCUUCAUUGGUAGGCUUGAGGAGCAAAAAGGUUCGGAUAUUCUAGCUGCUGCAAUUCCCAAGUUCAUUCACAAGGAUGUUCAAAUAGUAAUCCUUGGAACUGGCAAGAAGAGUUUCGAGAAGCAGAUUGAACAGCUUGAGGUGUUGUAUCCUGACAAAGCAAGAGGUGUGGCAAAAUUCAACGUUCCAUUAGCUCACAAGAUCAUUGCCGGUGCUGAUUACAUACUAGUUCCAAGUAGAUUUGAGCCUUGUGGUCUCAUCCAAUUGCACGCCAUGCGCUACGGAACAAUACCAAUAUGUUCUUCGACCGGUGGACUUGUUGACACCGUCAAAGAAGGUUAUACAGGAUUCCACAUGGGAGAAUUCAGCGUGGAAUGUGAUGCAGUUGAUCCCGCCGACGUACUCAAGAUUGUUGCGGGUGUUACACGAGCUCUUGCCACAUAUGGUACUCUAGCCUUGAAGGAAAUGAUUAAGAAUUGCAUGUCACAGGAUCUGUCUUGGAAGGGACCUGCAAAGCAAUGGGAAACAAUGUUGCUGAGCUUAGGGGUUGCUGGCAGUGAACCCGGUGCUGCUGAUGGUGAAGAGAUUGCCCCUCUGGCUAAGGAAAACGUCGCCACACCAUGA
This is a messenger RNA of Oldenlandia corymbosa var. corymbosa, 1845 nucleotides long. The record is from the annotation of a GenBank genome assembly. NCBI's taxonomy places the organism in Eukaryota, Viridiplantae, Streptophyta, Magnoliopsida, Gentianales, Rubiaceae.